AUGACGUCUUUCAUGGAAGAGUUUGAACAUCUUAAAAUCCAGCUUGAUGAGAUAAAAAGAGCCACCAAUAGUUUCCGUAACAGAGUUAUCGGAGCUGGUGGAUUUGGGGCCGUUUAUGAAGGAGAAGUGUCUCACUCUAGGGGGCGAAGCAUUGUUGCCAUUAAGCGUUUGAAUCGUCAAUUUGGGCAAGGAGACCCUGAGUUCUUGAAAGAGAUCAUGUUGCUUUCCAGAUAUACACAUGAAAAUCUUAUCUCUCUUCUAGGAUUUUGUGAUGAAGAAGAUGAGAAGGUCCUUAUAUAUGAACAUGCAUCAAAGGGAAGUCUAGAUAGGCACUUGAGUGAUCCUCAUCUUACGUGGGCACAGCGAAUCAAGAUAUGUCUGGGGGCUGCCAAGGGACUUUGUUACCUUCAUGAUCCUAAAGGAACACACCAACGAGUUAUUCAUUGUGAUAUAAAAAGUGCCAAUAUUCUUCUUGAUGAGAGUUUAACGGCUAAAGUUGCUGACUUUGGGCUAUCUAAAAUGGGCCCUGCUAAUCAGCCGUACUCAGUUCUUGUCACCGAUGCCUUGGGUACUAGAGGGUACUGUGACCCGCUAUAUAUGACGACGUACACCCUAACGAAAGAAUCAGAUGUAUACUCUUUCGGCGUCGUCUUAUUUGAAGUUCUAUGCGGGAGAUUGUGUUACCAAUAUAGCAAUGGUCAGGUUAAGGUUUUCGUGAAUAUGUGGAAAAAAAAGUACUCAGAGAAUCAGUUAAGUGAGAUUAUGUUUCAACAUCUUAAGCCACAACUGGACCAGGCUUCUUUAGAUUUAUUCUCAGAAGUUGCAUUUCAAUGUUUGCACGACUCUCGUGAGGACCGGCCAAUGAUGUCAGAAGUUGUGGAAAAAUUAGAGAAAGCACUUCAAUCUCUAGGGCUACCAGAGGUGUACAAGGAGAUACUAAAUGCUACCGUAUCUCCGCCGAGGUUUAGAUCUAUUGAUGACAUCUACGAGCUUUUCUCUAACGGGGUCUUCCUUAAUGAUGGAAGAACGUGGUUCUCAAGAAAUUACCACGGAGAACACUAUGUAUUGAUAUCCAUAGCAAAAUGUUUGAUUCCAACGGGUGAUCCUGAUUAUACGCGUGGUUGGGGUUCAAGAUUCAAAGUGGGCUGCUAUACAACAUCCAAAGCGGCAUUCAAAACACGUGCCAAAACUCAGUUCUUGUCACCAUUAGUUACAUACAGGGUGAACCUAGUUUUCAAAUUUGAAAGACGUAAUCAUUCGUACAAACAUGACUAUUUACGCCUUAAGUACACAUUAAAUGGGGAGAAAAAAGUUUCUAUUGUGCACAUUGCGAAUAAGAGAGAAGAUGAAUGGUUGAAGGCUAGCUUGUAUCAGUUUACUAGCCACGAGAGAACCGUUGAUCUUGAAUUUAACUUCGAUCAACAUGAUCAUUGUGGUGGUUUAGAGAUAGAAGGCAUCGAGUUUCAACCCUUGGAAAAGGUAGAAUUGGAACUUCAUCAAGUACUAGAGUUAAAGUAUGGAGAGAUACUGAAAGCUACGGCACAUCCUUUGAUCUUCGGAUCCGAAGUUGAACUAAAUGCCCUUCUCUCCAGAGGGGUACUGUUGAACGAGGGCAAAACGUGGUUUUCAAGAAAUGAUAGAGGUGUACACUAUGUAGUUCAAUCCUUGGAAGAAUGUUUGAUUCACGAGGCAGGAAAUAUUGUUCGCUAUAGGUCCGGCUACAACUCGAACAGAUUUCCAGCAGGCAAUUAUUCUAAAUACAACGGAAGAUUUAAAGCAUGUGUUAAAACUGAAUUCUUGACACCACUUAUGACUUACACAGUAAACCUCGUCUUCAAAUAUACAAAUGAAGUAUGGUUUGAUUACAAGUUAGACGGGGAGACGUGCAGUCACACCUCUCACUUGGCGUAUAAGAGAGAAGAUGACUUAAUGAGGGUUGAACUGUAUCACUUUACCAGUGACGGGACUACAGUUGAUCUAGAAAUUAUAUUUGAACAUAUUUCGGGUUAUAUACUAGUAGAGGCCAUUGAAUUUCAUCCCCUUGAAAACGAGGAACUUCAAGUGUUAGAGAAUGACCAUAAACAUGUGAAUUUGGAACCAAGAAUAUCGGAUCCAGAAGACGACACGUAUUGGAAAAACAAGUUGCCAACCGAUUAUAAAGACAUAAUCAAGUUUUCAGAACAGGGUUUGCAAUGGACAGGCAGCAAGGAACUCUACCAUAUUCUUUCUCAAGGGUUACUGAUCCACUACAAGCCACCUUUUUCUUUUUUCCAACGGCCUACUAAUCAUGGUCAACAGUGGUUUUGUCUUGACAAAAAUGGGAAGACAUGCCUAAUGCUACCAGCCAGAGCCGUUUGCAUGUUGGAAAGUACCAACGAGAGUGAGGGGAUAGUGUUACACGAGUGGAAGUCUCUACCCGAAUCCAGAUUUGGAGAAGGACUUGUGACCUCAUCUUCUAAUAGCAAUAAACAUAUUGUUAUAAAAGAAAACAAAAUCCGAUUAUUGUCACCUGAAACAAAAUACGCAUGUUACCUUGUCUACAAAAUUGAAAGAGGUGGAUGCACAUCUCCUAUGCGGGUGAGGUAUUAUCCUAGAGAUUGGGGAUCUUGGAAGUAUGGCUCUUAUAUCUAUUUAGUCAGUCCUCAAACUCCGGUUAUAAGACCAAAGGCCGGACAAAACACCCACAAUCCUCUUAUAAGACCCAGAUUAAAAGGAAUUCCACAACAAAGAAGCGAUGGAUGGAUGGAAGUACAAGUUUGGGAAUUUCAAACAGAUACUACGGCCAUGACAGUUAUUCCGAGUCUGUCUCUGGAUUACCAAGGCACGUAUCAUGAAGAUUAUCUUAAAGGGUUGAUCAUAAUCGGCAUCGAGUUCAAACCCAUAUAGAUCAUUGUGUUAAUUUUUUAGUUACCAUAAUUCAUACUGGACUUGUGUAUCGUAAGUGAAACCUGUGGGUUUUUAUUAGAGAUGCUUAAAAUAUCAUGUGGAUUUUGAGGUUUUACAAGA
Molecule: messenger RNA, 3006 nt
Organism: Erigeron canadensis
Lineage: Eukaryota; Viridiplantae; Streptophyta; Magnoliopsida; Asterales; Asteraceae
Exons: 9
Coding region: 1-2886 (961 amino acids)
Biological process (GO): protein autophosphorylation
Cellular component (GO): plasma membrane; plasmodesma
Molecular function (GO): ATP binding; transmembrane receptor protein tyrosine kinase activity
Source: RefSeq, a predicted model, not a curated record